Molecule: messenger RNA, 7224 nt
Organism: Salvelinus fontinalis (brook trout)
Lineage: Eukaryota; Metazoa; Chordata; Actinopteri; Salmoniformes; Salmonidae
Product: adhesion G protein-coupled receptor A3
Exons: 20
Coding region: 528-4772 (1414 amino acids)
Biological process (GO): G protein-coupled receptor signaling pathway; cell surface receptor signaling pathway
Cellular component (GO): glutamatergic synapse; plasma membrane; postsynaptic density
Molecular function (GO): protein binding; G protein-coupled receptor activity
Source: RefSeq, a predicted model, not a curated record
CCAUGGUUGAAGGAGCAAGACGUGGAUGGAGAAGCCCCUUGCGUGGCACACGUGGAUGGAAAGAAUAUGUGGCAACCUGUUGAUAACGGAUUUAUGACAAUGGAAAACUUUGUAGGAGUAAAAUGACAAAAGUGACAAUAGACAUUUUAUUGAAAGAAGAUCUUGUUCUUGCCGACGGCGAAGACAUAGUAAUAGGCUACUGCAUUCCCAUGGAAUUCAAACUUUUAGGAUAGUGGUAACACGUGUUAACUUUUAUCUAGUAACGCUUCGGUGGCCUACCGAGUCACACGUUUCUGUAAAUGUGAAACAAUAUCAGAAAUAAUACAAAUGGCACUGCGCGGUGCAACAAUAGUCCUACAAAGCAAAUACUUUCGUUAUUAUCCAUGAUAAACCAAUAAUCGCACAGGUAGCCUAGUGCAGUAUGAACACAUAACAGGUGUUUUCAGAGUAGUCAAAGAGCAGACUUGUUAGAAUCCUUAAAUAACUGGUCGGUAGGUAACCAUUCACCAAGAGGAAGCCUAUUUGAAAUGGUCUACACUUGCUUUAUUUACUGGGAAGAGAUAACUUGGAAGAUAAUUCAAUUAAAGUCUCAGUUCACAAUGAAACUGCUGAACUUACUUUGCGUUGUUGUCGGGUUGUGGAGGACAUGCCUGACGAACGGAAACUGCCGGAACCUCUUCAUUGACAGCUGUCAUUGCUCCUCCGAGAGGUCCAAGAAGUUGGGCAGACAAACGUUCCGGGUGAAAGUGGUGUGUGAUGAUGUGGAAUUACUGGACACUCUACAACCCAGUUUCUUACCCAACAAAACUGUUUCCCUGAUUCUCAGUAACAACAAGAUCUCACUACUGAGGAACGCCUCCUUCUUUGGCCUGACAAUCCUGGAGAAACUGGACCUGAGGAAUAAUUUGAUUGGCACGGUGGAGCACGGGGCCUUCCGCGGACUGGUGGCUCUGAGGAGACUGGAUCUGUCCAACAAUCGGAUUGGCUGCCUCUCUCCUGAAAUGUUUGUAGACCUUGGCAAUCUCUCUAAAUUGAAUCUAUCAGGAAAUAUUUUCUCUUCGUUGCCGGUGGGACUCUUCACACACCUUCUGUCUCUCAAAGUCCUGCACUUCUCUACAGAGUCUCUGUUCUGUGACUGUCAGCUGGAGUGGCUGCUGCUGUGGGCCAGGGCGAACAGCGUGCUUCUGGGCAACGACACCCUGUGUGUUCAUCCCACACACCUCCGCGGCCUGGAGGUCCACAACCUGAGGGAGACACAGCUCAGAUGUGAUGAGCCUCUGGAGCUGCCCCUGUUUCAGCUGAUCCCGUCCCAGAGACAGGUGGUGUUCCGUGGGGACCGGCUGCCCCUGCAGUGCACUGUGUCCUACCUGGACCCCUCGGUCACGCUGCUCUGGCACCACAAUGGCCACGUCGUCCACAGCAACGAGGACAGGGGCGUCUACGUAGAGGAUACCCUGGUCCAUGACUGCUGCCUGCUCACCGGCGAGGUCGUCCUCUCCAACAUCAACCACAGCCUGUCUGGCAUCUGGGAGUGCCAGGUGACCAGUUCCCGUGGCAACAGGUCCAGACAGAUGGAGAUCCUUGUGUUGGAAACGUCAGCACCCUACUGCUCAGCAGACAGGGUCAACAGCAACAAGGGGGACUUCAGGUGGCCAAAGACCCUGGCAGGGAUACUGGCCUUCCUGCCCUGUGCUCCAUCCACAUUUGGCUAUGCCCCCCACCCUUCUGGUGCCGCUUCACACCACCGCACUCAGAGGGAGAAGAAGGCCUGGCGACGCUGUGACCGGGCAGGCCGGUGGGCAGAGGAUGACUAUACCCAGUGCCCAUAUGCCAGCGAGGUGACUCGCAUACUGCAUGAGCUCACCCAGAUGACCAUCAACACCAGCAAUGCCCAGCCGUUAGCCCAGCAGUUGGUAGCCUUCACCAGCAGGGCGGGGGACUUCAGCGAUGUGAUGGAUGUCAUCUUUGUCACACACCUGGUGGAGAGGCUGACUCGCCUGGUGGACCAGCGUAGAGAACUAGGGGACUAUAUCUCUGACAUAGCCAGUAACAUUAUGCUGGUGGAGGAACACAUCCUGUGGAUGGCUCAGAACGAGGCCAGGGCAUGUACACGCAUUGUCCAGUGUGUGGAGCGCAUCGCCGACCUGGCUCUCACCAUAGACACGCAGGUCAUAUCAAAGGUGUCCCCAAACAUAGCCAUGGAGGCCUUUCUGAUCAGGCCGUCUAACUUCCGGGGUCUUUCGUGUAUGGCGGUACAGAGAGCCCCCCUGCCACCCUUCUCUGGUCAGAGGAACCAGGAUGCCAUCGGGGACACGCUGCUCAACUUCAAAUGUCACACGGUCAACGGCGGCGGCUCCCCCGCCAGCCAACUCAGCAAGAACUCGGUGGCAGUCGCCUCAAUCCAUUUACCGCUGGCUGGUACGCCUAACCCCUCUGCGUUGCAAUCUGUUGAUAACUCGACUUGCAAGCUGCAGUUUAUUGUCUUUCGAAAUGGGAAACUCUUUCCUUGCACAGGGAAUUCGUCAAAUCUUGCAGAUGAUGGAAAACGUAGGAGCGUUUCGACACCAGUUGCUUUCACCAAAUUAGAUAGGUGUACCCUCGGGAGCGCGGUGCACUCCGUUACCAUCGCUCUCAGGCACUUCGCGCUGGGUGUAGACCCCACCGCAGCCUAUUGGGAUUUUGACCUGCUAGAUGGGCACGGUGGCUGGCGGGCAGAGGGGUGCCACAUAACAGACUCCCUGGGCAGCACGACCACCAUCCAUUGCACUCAUCACAAUAACUUUGCGGUGCUAAUGGAUCUGAAGAAGGUGCUUUCUUUCCCCCCGUACCCUGGGGAGUUUCUGCACCCGGUCGUGUAUGCCUGCACGGCCGUUAUGUUGCUCUGCCUCUUCGCCUCCAUCAUCACCUAUAUCGUGCACCACAGCACAAUCCGCAUCAGUCGGAAGGGAUGGCACAUGCUCCUCAACUUGUGUUUCCACACGGCUCUGACCUUCACUGUGUUUGCCGGAGGCAUCAAUCGAAUCAAAUACCCCAUCAUCUGCCAAGCAGUUGGCAUGGUGCUACACUACUCGUCCCUCUCCACCACGCUGUGGCUGGGGGUGAUAGCCCGGAACAUUUACAAGCAGGUGACCAAAAAGCCCCUGCAGCCCCAGGACGGUGACCCGCCUGCCAACACCAAACAGCCCAUGCUAAAUCUACAACCCAGGCUGGCACACAGAGAGAAGCACAUCCUCAGGUUUUAUUUAGUCAGUGGCGGAGUGCCCUUCAUCAUCUGUGGAAUCACAGCAGCCAUCAAUAUUGACAACUAUGGCAGUGGGGAGGCGGCACCCUACUGCUGGAUGGCGUGGGAGCCCAGCCUUGGAGCCUUCUACGGCCCCGUGUCGUUCAUCGUCCUGGUCACCUGCGUCUACUUCCUGUGUACCUUCAUUCAGCUGAGGCGCCACCCCGAUAGGAAGUACGAGCUGAAAGCCCUGACUGAGGAGCAGCAGAGGCUGGCAUCCAUCACCGACGUGGGUAGGCAUUGCCAUCAAGGGGAAGGGGAGCCCGGAGCCCUGCCACCACCGCCCAAUGGAGGGCAGUGCCACGCGGGCUGCCACUCGUCCACUGCCAUCAACCCCUCUAUGCUGGUCAACGAGCAUUCGUUCAAGGCCCAGCUGAGGACGGCGGCCUUCACCCUCUUCUUGUUCGUGGCCACGUGGGCCUUCGGGGCGCUGGCUGUUUCACAGGGCCACUUCCUGGACAUGAUCUUCAGCUGCCUGUAUGGUGCCUUCUCCGUCACGCUGGGCCUCUUCGUGCUCAUCCACCACUGUGCCAAGCGGGACGAUGUGUGGCACUGCUGGUGCGCCUGCUGCCCCGGGAGACGCGCCAACCACGGUUGCCACGGCCAUGGUCACGGCCACACUCGUCCAAAGGUUAAUGUCAAUGGGGAUGCCUUAGGGCACGGGCAUGGGCACUGCCACCUGGAUUCGCCGUGCCCAGGUAAGGCCCUGUUAGGAGGACACACCCACAGUGGCACAUUGGGUCACUGUAAGCAUGGCAGCCUGGCGUCGUCGCAGAACCAUGUGACGUGCCUGCCCGCCGUGGUGCCAUGCUGCGCCGCCCUGCACAGCCAGCAGCUGAUGGAGGAGGAGCCUCCCGCGCACGUGCUGCUACACACUGACCCCGAGGGCUACCGGCCAGACAUCCACCUGCAUCGAUGCCUGAAGGGCAGCACUAGGACUAAGCCUCGCCACUUCAGCCGUCACCGGCAGGCUGGCACAGGAGGGGGAGGAGGGGUGGGAGAGAGGGAGUACGCCUAUCACAUCCCUACUAGUGUAGACGGAGGCUCUAUCCACAGCUCCCACACAGACAGCCCUCACAGUACGCACGAGCGUCACGGACACAUCUGCCACCUAGCUGCUGCCCCCAAUGAAGUAGGCCACCACACUUGCCAAGCGGCAACGGCUCACGAGGCGGCGCUGGCAUGCCACGCCCCCUGCCACCGGCACGUGCCUUGCUGUGCCAAGGCGGACCUGUUCCCCACUCUGCGCCACGUGGAGGCAGGCGACACAGGCACCUUUCUGUGCGGCUGUGGCAAAAUAGCCAAUGAGGAGGACGUGAUCAUGCCUCAUCACCACCUGGAGAUGCACCCGCGCAGGCAAUCCUACCCCCAGAACCCGCCGCCCAAUCAGAAUGGCAUCCUUAAAGGUGGCCUGCACGAGGGUUUCCUGUACGCAUCAGACAGCACAGGGAAUAUACGCACUGGACCCUGGAAAAAUGAAACUACUGUGUAGUCUAAAGAUGGGGGGAAGAUGUCGGCAUCCAUUCCCGCCCCAGCCUCCGUCCCUCCAAUCCUCAACUCACUCCUCCUUUCCUUUCUAGGAACUACGACAACAAAAAUGAUUUUGCAACUCUAACAUCGCGACUUUUACUUUAUAUUCUUUGUUUGUUUUCAUGUGUUCCAUUUCACUCGACAGAUUAUCUGACAUUGUCGUUUAAGCUCCCCAAUGACCAGCCAUACAGUACACAGAACACAUUUUUCUCCUUCAUAGAGGAAUGUCCCACGCUGCGAGAUCCAGUACCUUUUUGUCCAAGGUAUUUUUAGUAUGUUAUUAUUAUUACAGAUCUAUCGAAGAUGGAGAUUACGGAUGUGUGUGUGUGGAUGUGUGUGUGUGUGUGUGUGUGUGUGUGUGUGAACAGAACAUGUGUGUCUAUUCUCGCUCAAAGCAAAUGAGAUUGCGUUCUCUUUUGUGAGUCCCUAAAAUCCUCCGACUACUCUCUGAUUUGUGUACCUGCAGUACUUCAAGAGGCUCAGUAUCAGUGUUUUAGGCAAACACACCAGCAAUCUAGAGUCAUUGGUAUUUUCGCCAUUUUGAACAAAAAGCAUACUUACUAUAAUAUACUGUGAAUAUCAGUUAGAGAUUUCUUAGUAAUACACAAAGAUGUCUGCUCUCGUCAGAGUUCCGUGGAUGCCGAUGCGUUGUGAAAGUGUAAAAAAAAAAAAGAAAACACACAUUGAAAAACCGAAACCACAUUGAGUACUCUGUUACAGGUUGAUAUUGAAUGUUCUUGUCGGUAUGAUGUCUUACUGUUGUGUUUUUUUAGAGCGAAGUGUACAACAACAAUCACAUUGUCAUUGUGUAUAUUUGCGGUGUUGGCGCGAUAGUGACAUUCAUGUCAUCACAUGCCAUGACAAAGCAGCAGCCAUUCCAGGAUCAACCCUUUCCUCUUGUCCCGUUUGAUAUACAGUAAAACCCAAGCCAACAUUUUCCAUCUCUGGCAAGGCAUCACAAAAUGGUUGGAGGUUCAUUCAAUGGGUCAUGUCCGAAAUCAAUGCUUAAACACAAUAUUUCAUUUCUUUAUAGGAAACGGAGCAUGCAAGCCUUGUAUGUCGCUUUGUGCUGUGUUUUUGCUUCGUAUACCAAUGCACAUUUCCUGAAAAACGCCAUCACUUUUGUCUAUGGAGCAGAUCAAGCUGUGUUUCGCUGUAACAUGCCGUGAAACAAACAAUUAUAUUUUUACACGAUUUUUAGUAUCAUUAUGCCAUUAUUAUGGAUGCUCCUGAAACCAUGUUCUGUUAAGGGACAGAGGACAGGGCAGAGAUUCCGUGUUGAAUAUUUAACCUUAUACAGGUGGUGUUAUGUAUGGUGGCCCUAAGAGCCAAUUCAUGCUUGAUUCAAAAAAUGUGGUGGGAGGCGCUGUAUGGAUGGUGUGACGCAACUGCGGAGCCUCUGGAGGCACGCAGAGGCCAAAUUGAGCUCCGUACCUCAUCGCCGUGCGCUCCAUAUAGCUCCGCACUUACAUGAUUGGUUGACGGUAGGUGAGGUCUAAAGGUCCUGUAUAAACACAAGCUCACUUCCUUCACAACAGCUCUGCUUUGCGAAGCGCAAGAAGUAUGAAUGCCCCUGACUUCUGCAGAGGCCAUAUCACCGUAAAUGCUGCGCGGCCAGUGCAGCCGUCAGAUUGACCACGCAGCGCCUUUUAAGUGGCAAAGUAAUUUAAGAAAAUCUAAUUUGCCCCUUAGGGCCACCGUAGUUAUGUUCGGUAUGGAAACCAGUCAUUCCCGAGUGAGAGAGAACUGACAAGGUUAAUAGAGAAACAAAUCACUACCUACAAGAACACAGCAACUCCUGCCUGGCCAAAACCACCUUGGCAUGCCACACCAUCCAUCCAUCUUGUGCACUCUUGUCUAUGUACAUAGAAUUGGUUCGGAUGAAUUAUUUUAUACAAGAUUUAAAAUGUUAAAGAGUAAAUAAAUAUAUAUGUAAUGAAAAUGUAUGGGAAAGACCUCUUAAUGUUAAUGCUCAGUAUCUGAGUUUAGAAAUGUAAUUUGUUCUUGGUGCAUUCUUCUGUUUGCUUGUAUUUUCUGCUCUGAUCUUUCAUAAGGUAUGCGGACUGGCCAUAUAUUUUGUUAUAUUUGACACAUAAAUGCACUAACCGCUAUGGGAUGCCAGGACUUAAUGUCACACACGUCAACUGUGAUUCAAUUGUGAUCUGACUUCAACAAGGGACUUGAUUUUAGAAAGAAAUGUUAGAAUUUCUGAAAAGAGACCAUUUUUAGAUGUACAUACGUAAAAGGAAUAUUUCUGAUUUUGGAAGACAAAGACUGACCAGUAGCAAAAUGAGCCGCCAUGAGACUUCAAGACUAUAUCAGAUGAAUAAUGAUGCUGUGUAACAGUUUCACUAAAAACACCUAACAUCCUUGGUAUUCUUAAAUCAUCCCGCAUUAAACAUGUCUAUGAGAGA